GCUCUCGUAGUAAGCUAGCGCGAGGGUGAGAGCCAGGCUUAGUAGCUGUGUGAGUGAGCGGCGUGCGCAGGGAUCACACUGUACUAUUAUCGCGAACACACAAUACAGAUUCAAUAUGGCAAAAGGGGACCCGAAAAAGCCGAAAGGCAAGAUGUCUGCUUAUGCCUACUUUGUGCAGACUUGUCGUGAGGAACACAAAAAAAAGAGUCCUGAAAUCCCGGUUAACUUUGCUGAGUUCUCAAAGAAAUGCUCUGAAAGAUGGAAGAUAAUGUCUGUGAAAGAGAAAUCAAAGUUUGAUGACUUGGCAAAAGUGGACAAAGUAAGAUAUGACAGAGAAAUGAAAGAUUAUGGCCCAGCUAAGGGAGGCAAGAAAAAGAAGGACCCCAAUGCACCAAAGAGGCCACCAUCUGGAUUCUUCAUCUUCUGCUCAGAUUUCCGUCCCAAAAUUAAAUCCACAAAUCCUGGUAUCUCUAUUGGCGAUGUUGCAAAGAAAUUGGGUGAGAUGUGGAACAACCUAAGUGACAGUGAGAAACAGCCCUAUAACAACAAGGCAGGGAAGCUGAAGGAAAAAUAUGAGAAGGAUGUUGCGGACUACAAAUCCAAAGGCAAAGUUGAUGGUGCAAAAGUGGCUCCCAAGAUGGCUCGAAAAAAGGUAGAGGAGGAAGAUGAUGACGAUGAAGAAGAUGAGGAGGAUGAAGAGGAUGACGACGAGGAUGAUGAAUGAAGUCCAUUCUGUUCAUGUGAAUAUUAUAGAGUAGGGGAACCACCUCUAGCUGCCAUCUUCUGAUGGUCGACAGCCCUUAUUAGGUCUAAUUGCAAAAAUUGGGUUCUGAUGUCAUAGUUUCAAAAUUAUGCUCUUGGAGUUGUAACUGGUUUACAUUAUGUAGCCGUGUGUGUAAAACUGAGCAAUCUGAAACUGUUUGAAAGUUGUACAUAUUUCCAAACAUUUUUAAAGCAAAAAAAAAAACAGGCGCUCUAGUGUUCUCCUCACUCUGCACUUUGCUGUUGGUGUAUCAAAGCAUUUAAAAAUGUUUCAAGCAUUUUUUUUUUUUUAUUUUAUUUAAGGUGUUAUUGAUUAGAAAAAUCCUGGGUUAUAAACUGUACAUAUCUAUUCUGUAAACUAGACAAAUUCCUAUGGUGCAUAUAAUUUGGAGCUGUUGGUACUGCCGGGAUUUUAAGAACCUCCCUGGUUUGUAAUAUCCCUUUUUAGGGUUUACCACUAGCCCAGAGCAUGCACGUCAAGAUUUACACUACAUUGGGCGUCAAGUUAGCUUAAAAGUUGUCUUUUCUGUAUAUAGUGAAAUAGCAUUCUACCGUUAGUUGUCGAAGGGGGUUCAGCUGGCAUGAGAAACGUAUGGGGUGUUUUUUUUUUUUUUUUUUUUUUUUUUUUUUUUUUUCUUCCUUCAGUUGAGUACACUAGUUUUUAAACAUACUGUAGACACAUCUUCACUGACUGAAGUGGAGGCCGAGUACAGGUUUGCAGAGUUCAAAAACAUUGUGCUUACAUAUUGCAUUGUUCUGUUUUUGUUUUUAUGUUUAGAAUGCUGAAAUGUUUUUGAAGCAAAUAAAACAGUAUUACAUUUUUAA
Molecule: messenger RNA, 1587 nt
Organism: Pseudophryne corroboree (corroboree frog)
Lineage: Eukaryota; Metazoa; Chordata; Amphibia; Anura; Myobatrachidae
Gene: HMGB3
Product: high mobility group box 3
Exons: 5
Coding region: 116-724 (202 amino acids)
Biological process (GO): regulation of transcription by RNA polymerase II
Molecular function (GO): DNA binding, bending
Source: RefSeq, a predicted model, not a curated record